AUGCCAUUACUGCAAUCGAGGCUCAUAGGCUGCGCUGCUGCUCGGCGCGCCUUGUCCAAUCCAUCACUCCACAACUCAAUUCGGCGUCCGAUCAUCGCCCAAACAGCAAUUGCAACUCUCUCUCGACGAUGCUACGCCAUUGAUCUCACUUCAAUCGACGACAAAUGGCGCGCGAAAUGGAAGAAGUCUAACGGGACUGUGAAACCAUUCGACAAGCUUGCCGAUAACAAAGACAAUUACUAUGUGCUACCCAUGUUCCCAUACCCAUCAGGGACUCUACAUCUUGGCCAUCUGCGAGUGUACUCCAUUGCCGAUGUGGUUGCUCGGUACCGGUCACUGAAAGGCGACAAGGUCAUGCUACCCAUGGGGUGGGAUGCCUUUGGUCUGCCCGCGGAAAACGCUGCGAUCGAACGAAACGUUGCGCCUGAAAAGUGGACGAUGAGCAAUAUGGCCAAAAUGAAGGAGCAGCUUGAGCUCAUGAAUGGAAGCUGGGACUGGAGUCGUGAGUUGUCCACUUGCGAUCCCAGUUUUUAUAAACACACUCAGAAGCUCUUCCUCAUGCUUCACGAACGAGGCCUCGCGUACCAGGCCGAAGCCGAGGUCAAUUGGGAUCCAGUUGACAAGACGGUCCUGGCAAACGAGCAAGUAGACUCGAACGGCUGCUCUUGGAGGUCAGGGGUCAAGGUUGAGAAACGAAACCUCAAGCAAUGGUUCUUCCGCAUUUCUGAAUUCCGCGAGGCCCUCCUUGAGGAACUCGAGGCGCUUGCAAAGGAGAAUGCAUGGCCAGAGCGAGUUCUGGCUCAGCAGAAGAACUGGCUGGGAAAAUCAACUGGCGCUUCCAUCAAAUUCCCUGUCUUGGCCAUGGGCCAUGACAUUCGGGCUGCGAUCGAAGUGUUCACCACUCGACCCGACACCCUCUUCGGCGUUCAGUAUGUGGCUCUUGCGGCCAGUCACCCCACUGUAGCCAAGCUCGCAGAUUCAGACCCUGAGUUACAAGCCUUCAUUGAUACCAUCCCUGGUCUACCUGCAGACUCAAAGGUUGGUUAUUUGUUGCCGCACCUCCGGGCUAUCAACCCGCUCGCCUACCACGAAGAAACACCCGAUGCCACUAAAGUCUCACUGCCUGUAUACGUUGCGCCGUACGUUCUAGGCGACUAUGGCGAGGGCGCUGUUAUGGGUGUUCCUGGCCACGACCUGAGAGAUAAUGCAUUCUGGAAGGAGCAUCACUAUGACGCGCCCGUUCGACAAGUCCUAUCCGCAUCUGAGGAUGAUUCGACGACAGCUAUGGAAAACGAACCCUUUGUCGAACAUGGAGUCAUGACAGAACAUAGUGGUUCCUUCAAGGGCAAGCAUUCAGUUGCCGCCGGGGAGGAGAUCGUCAAGUUACUUGAGAAGGUAGAACUUGCCGAAUCGGUUGAGAAAUGGCGUCUAAGAGACUGGCUGAUCAGCCGACAACGAUAUUGGGGCACCCCAAUCCCCAUCAUUCACUGUGAUACAUGCGGUCCGGUACCUGUACCAGACGAACAGCUUCCCGUAAAGCUUCCGAAUGUGGACUGGGCAGAGACACGCAGUGGUAGUCCCCUGGAGUCGUCGUCUGAGUUUGUCAACACAACUUGUCCCAAGUGUAAUAGCGCUGCUCGAAGAGACACUGAUACCAUGGAUACUUUUGUCGACUCAAGCUGGUACUAUGCGCGCUUUUCUGAUCCGCAUAACCAAGAUCAACCAUUCUCUCCCGAAGCUGGCAAGACUCUUCCCGUCGAUACCUACAUCGGUGGCAUCGAGCACGCUAUUCUUCAUCUGCUCUAUGCACGCUUCAUCUUCAAGUUCUUGGCUUCAACAGAAUUACUUCCUCAAUAUACCGAAGAAACCUAUAAAUCUGCGGAACCAUUCAAACGUCUUAUCACGCAGGGCAUGGUUCACGGCAAGACAUACAUUGACCCUGACAGCGGCCGCUUUCUUAAGCCUGAUGAGGUUGACCUGACGGAUCCCAACAAACCUAAAGUGGUAGCUUCUGGAAAGUCAGCCAAUAUCGCUUACGAGAAGAUGUCCAAGUCGAAGUACAACGGGGUUGAUCCGUCGGAAUUCAUCUCCAAGUACGGCGCUGACGCGACCCGCGCACACAUGCUCUUCCAGGCUCCGGUUGGCGAUAUCCUCAACUGGGACGAGGGCAAGAUCACUGGCGUCACACGCUGGCUUCAAAGGCUAUACGAUCAGAUCACAGCCAUUGCUGUAGAGCCCUAUAAGAAAACAAUGCCUGCUCGAGACUACCUUGCUGCUAAGCAUGAGAGCCUCGGAUCGGCGUCUGCAAAAGAACUUGCACAGUGGGAUACUGAAGCAGCUAUUUGGCGCGAUGUCCAACGUACCAUUGCUUCUGUUACAGCAUCUUAUGACGAAGUUUACUCACUCAACACAGUAGUGUCAGACCUCAUGAUCCUCACCAAUACCCUCGCCGACAACAUUAAAGCUAGUCCAGUUGUCAAGCGCGAGGCUGCCCAGACUCUCAUUUCCAUGAUGGCACCUAUCACUCCCGCGUUUGCUGAAGAGUGCUGGGCUCUUCUACACCCUUCCUCACCUUCUAUAUUCGAGUCUACCAAUUUCCCUAAAGUAGAUACCUCCUUGACCGAACUCGUCCGACCUCGGGUACAGCCAUGUGCAGUGCAGAUCAAUGGCAGGGUACGCGGCGUCGUGAGCAUCCCGCCUCCUCCUGCUGAACUAGCGGGCGAUGAAUUGCGUGACUGGAUGGUGAAGGAAAUCCUUCAGACCGAGGAGGGCGCAGCGCGCUUCUCCGGGGGCCAGUAUGAUCUGCGUGCAGCCAAGAGGGCUAUCGCCGUGAAGGGAGGAAAGACGAUCAACUUUGUAUUAAAAUAG
This is a messenger RNA of Fusarium pseudograminearum CS3096, 2868 nucleotides long. RefSeq lists its product as uncharacterized. Gene Ontology annotation, cellular component: mitochondrion. Lineage: Eukaryota; Fungi; Ascomycota; Sordariomycetes; Hypocreales; Nectriaceae. The transcript has 2 exons. Gene Ontology annotation, molecular function: leucine-tRNA ligase activity; aminoacyl-tRNA deacylase activity; ATP binding. The record is from RefSeq and is a predicted model, not a curated record. The coding region runs from base 1 to 2868 and encodes 955 amino acids. Gene Ontology annotation, biological process: mitochondrial translation; leucyl-tRNA aminoacylation.